Molecule: messenger RNA, 9568 nt
Organism: Neolamprologus brichardi
Lineage: Eukaryota; Metazoa; Chordata; Actinopteri; Cichliformes; Cichlidae
Product: cullin-5
Biological process (GO): ubiquitin-dependent protein catabolic process
Cellular component (GO): cullin-RING ubiquitin ligase complex
Molecular function (GO): ubiquitin protein ligase binding
Source: RefSeq, a predicted model, not a curated record
AUGGCGACGUCUAAUUUGUUAAAGAACAAGGGGUCCCUGCAGUUUGAGGACAAGUGGGAUCUGAUGCGGCCCAUCGUCCUCAAGCUGCUCAGACAGGAAGCUGUCACCAAGCAACAGUGGUUCGACUUGUUCUCAGAUGUUCACGCUGUGUGUCUAUGGGAUGACAAAGGACCAGCCAAAAUCCACCAAGCCCUCAAAGACGACAUCCUCGACUUCAUCAAACAAGCACAAGCUCGAGUGCUGAGCCACCAGGACGACACAGCUCUCCUCAAAGCCUACAUUGUGGAGUGGAGGAAGUUCUUCACCCAGUGCGACAUCCUGCCCAAACCCUUCUGUCAGCUGGAGAUCACACUGAUGGGAAAACAAGGCAGCAACAAGAAAACCAACAUGGAGGACAGCAUUGUACGCAAGCUGAUGCUGGACACGUGGAACGAGUCGAUCUUUUCAAACAUUAAGAGUCGCCUGCAGGACAGCGCCAUGAAGCUGGUGCACGCCGAGCGGCUGGGCGAGGCCUUUGACUCUCAGCUCGUGAUAGGCGUACGAGAGUCAUACGUCAACCUGUGCUCUAACCCGGAGGACAAGCUGCAGAUCUACAGGGAUAACUUUGAGAAAGCCUACCUGGACUCUACAGAGAGGUUCUACAGAACUCAGGCGCCGUCAUACCUGCAGCAGAACGGUGUCCAGAACUACAUGAAAUAUGCAGAUGCGAAGCUGAGGGAGGAGGAGAAGAGAGCGCUUAGAUAUCUAGAAACACGUCGUGAAUGUAACUCUGUUCAAGCACUGAUGGAGUGUUGCGUGAACGCUCUGGUGACCUCGUUCAAAGAGACAAUCCUCGCCGAAUGUCCAGGAAUGAUCAAACGCAACGAGACAGUCAAGCUGCACCUCAUGUUUUCACUGAUGGACAAGGUUCCCAACGGGAUCGAGCCCAUGCUGAAAGACCUGGAGGAGCAUAUCAUCAGUGCUGGACUAGCGGACAUGGUGGCUGCUGCAGAGACUAUCACUACUGACUCUGAAAAGUAUGUGGAGCAGCUGCUGACUUUGUUUAACCGCUUCAGUAAGCUGGUAAAGGAGGCUUUCCAGGAUGACCCACGCUUCCUCACAGCAAGAGAUAAGGCUUACAAAGCGGUCGUCAAUGAUGCCACAAUCUUCAAACUGGAGCUGCCGAUGAAACAGAAAGGAGUGGGAAUGAAGACUCAGCCGGAGUCGAAGUGUCCGGAGCUGCUGGCAAACUACUGUGACAUGCUGCUAAGGAAAACCCCGCUCAGCAAGAAACUGACCUCAGAGGAAAUUGAGCUCAAACUCAAAGAAGUGCUCUUGGUGCUGAAAUACGUCCAGAACAAAGACGUGUUCAUGCGUUACCACAAAGCUCAUCUGACCAGGCGCCUGAUCCUGGACAUUUCGGCCGACAGCGAGAUUGAAGAGAACAUGGUGGAGUGGCUGAGAGAAGUGGGAAUGCCUGCUGAUUAUGUGAACAAGCUUGCCAGGAUGUUUCAGGACAUCAAGGUGUCAGAGGACCUCAAUCAGGUCUUCAAAGAGAUGCACAAACACAACAAGCUGGCACUGCCAGCGGACAGCGUGAACAUUAAGAUCCUGAACGCCGGUGCCUGGUCACGAAGCAGUGAGAAGGUUUUCGUCUCGCUGCCCACGGAGCUGGAGGACCUGAUCCCCGAGGUGGAGGACUUCUACAAGAGGAAUCACAGCGGUCGGAAGCUCCACUGGCAUCACCUCAUGUCCAACGGCAUUAUCACCUUUAAAAAUGAAGUGGGGCAGUACGACCUGGAGGUGACGACGUUCCAGCUCGCCGUGCUGUUUGCCUGGAAUCAGAGACCCAGAGAGCGAAUCAGCUUCGAGAACCUCAAACUGGCCACAGAGCUGCCCGACGCAGAGCUACGCCGAACACUCUGGUCUCUGGUCGCCUUCCCGAAGCUGAAGAGGCAGGUGUUGUCUUACGACCCCCCGGUGAGCUCACCCAAAGACUUCACAGACGGCACGCUCUUCUACGUCAACCAGGAGUUCUCUCUCAUUAAAAACUCCAAAGUUCAGAAGCGGGGAAAGAUCAAUUUGAUUGGCCGUCUGCAGCUGACCACAGAGCGAAUGAGAGAAGAGGAGAAUGAAGGAAUCGUUCAGCUCAGAAUACUCAGAACUCAGGAGGCCAUCAUCCAAAUCAUGAAGAUGAGGAAGCGGAUCAGCAACGCCCAGCUGCAGACGGAGCUGGUGGAGAUCCUGAAGAACAUGUUUCUGCCUCAGAAAAAGAUGAUAAAAGAGCAGAUCGAGUGGCUCAUCGAGCACAAAUACAUAAAGAGGGACGAGGCGGACAUCAACACCUUCAUCUACAUGGCCUAGGCAGCGAGGACGGAGUGUGUGUUUUGCUGUUUUUUACGACUGGCCUGCAUCUGGCGCUUUAAAACCUGCGAGAUGAGACAAACAAGGACUUAAAGGAUGUGUUUGAAGAAGGAGAAGAGGGCUGGGAGCGCGCUGAAGGACACGGAAAAGCCUUUUUAACAAAAGUGUGGCUAUUGUUUGUGUUUGUGAGACGCCAGUGUGUUACCGGAGUGUCAUUUCAAGCCGUAGCGUUGAGUCAUCUGGCCGUGUGUUUGUCCCUGCUGCCCUCUAGUGUCUGCUCAGAGGAGAGGAACGGCGGCGUGCACCGUCCGCCAGCAGCUCAGAAGAAGAAAAAAUAGUGAUGUAAUUGAAUACUUCCUGCCUUACUUUCAUCAGCAGUGGACUUCGGAGAAGGAGGUGGAGAAGGAGUGAGGGCAGAAAAGGAGAACAAAGCUGAUAUCAGUCCUUUGCUUUCACGUCAUGCGACGGCUGCCAUGUUAGCCGCAGCCAUUUAGCAUCCCUCCUGUCCUACACUGAUCUAAUACUCGAAGAGGGAAUGCAGAGUGAAAGCUGCCAUCGAGGAGGAGAGAGACGAGUUCAAACUACCGAGGAGUAUUUUGCCAAAUCGUGUGUGUCUGUGUGUUUGAGUGCAUGGUGUGUAUCUGAUCUUUUAGUUGUGCGUGUUUGUAUGUGUGUGUGCACUUUCAACAGCAUGCUGCUCUAUGAUUUUUUUUUUUCCCCCUUCAGUGGAGAAUCUGUCACACUUUGGUUGUAUCAGAAAGGGUUGGGAAUUUAAAUGCUGGUAUUCAGAUUUUUUUUUUGCGAUCCCCUGACCGGGCUGCAGGUGACGUCAUCUUUGCAGAGCCUCAAGAACAAAACGAGAAAGUGUAACUGCCCCAGUGUGUGAGGUCUGGAUUGUGCACACACUCAGAUGGAAGUUCAGUGUCUAAAUUUUUACCUCAUUCAUUCUAAGAGUGUCUUUUUUUAUUUUUUGCACAGUUAGAGAAAACCACACAGCUGCUCGGUUGCUUUUACUUACGGUUUGAAUGAGCUGCUGGUGUUUGGACCUUUUUCCAAAGCAGAACACUGUCUGAGUUUGUGUGAUGUGUGCACACUGCCCUUUUGUUCUUCCUCUCUGCCUGAACUCUCAGAAAGCUACAAAUCACCUUCAGCCCAUAAACCUUCAUAGUGUUUGAAGCAAAGCAACAAUUUAGUCCCUUUAAAGCAGCUCUCACGAUUCUGCAGCCAUAACUUUAGUUCCGUUAUCACCGGGACAUAAAAACUAUUUAGCAUUGUCAGUUUGUCUCUGAAUCACAAAAGCCUUUAAAAGAUCGGUGACUGCCUCAAAACAAGCUGAACUUAUUCUUCACACUUGGUCCAGAGCAACAACACGAUUGUUUCUCAUCACACCAGAGCUCUGAAUUUGCUCCAUGCUAAUGGAGUUGGAGAAAAUGAUGAAAAAGUGAAAACGUUUCCCUUUUUAUUACCAUAAUGAGAACCUAGAAACACCUGCCACCACACAGGUGAAGCUCCAAACGUUUAGGGGGAAUUAAAUAAAACAAAAUCACAGGAUGUGUCAGGGGGUCGAACCAAAACAAUAAUUUUAGAGAUGAAAGUUGUAAAAUUACAAAGGAAAAUAUGCAGAUGUGCUAUACAGCAGAUCCUUUACACUUUAUAUACUUAUCAUAAAUCUGGCACAGGACGACACCUUAAAGAAAAAAGACAACUAUGAACUUCCUGUUCAGGCUAAUGUGCUAUUUCCCUAUGUUAAAGAAUUCAGAGACCUUUGGGAGGUGACCACGCACUGCAGUAAACACCAUGUUACAUACAGUAAAGGCACAGAGGCUGUUUUAUCAUAUCAAUAAAUCAAUCUUAGCAUUUUCCAUACAAUCUAUAAACAUUUGAUAAGCUUAUACUCACAUAAGGCCAACUUAAAUCGAGGAAAUGUGUUGAGGAUAAACAAUAAGCCAGUGUCUGAUUGGUGCAGGGCACCAAAAAUUCCACUAAACAGGAAACAACCCUCUAAAAGUAACGAGUUCUUCUUCUACUCUUUCUCACCUGAUUGUAAUUUGGUGCUGUAGCCUCUGCAACAUCUUCAAUAUGAGUGUGAAAAUGUAUUUUGUCAGCUGACCGGUCAGUGAGUGCGAGAUCAGCCGCAGUGAAUUAUAGAGAAUAAAAAGCUGCUGAGGUAAAUAUGGAGAACCAAUCAGUGCCCCCCACCCCUCACAAUCAGCAAAAGCUGUUUCUGUAAAAUUACUUUAGUGUAUUUAAUGAAGACAUGUAAAACUUUACAUCACACUAUGUCUGCAACUCACUUUGGGGCGAGUUGCAGACCCUUAAAGUACACAGGGUUGAGUGGAAGAUUGAACUUUCUAAUUUAUUAAUUUCCAGCAUUUUCGAGCCCUCAUAACUCCAGAUUAACUUCACACCCACUCCAUGUGUCAUCAUCUUAACAGAGUUUUAGUUUUUUCCAUGAUUUUUGGACACGGGAUAAUAAUGUAAUGUAAAUAAUGUGUUAGUUCACCCAGUGAAGCAGUGGGCAGCCACCAAUGCAGCGCCCGGGGAGCAGCGUGUAGGGACGGUACCUUGCUCAGGGGUACCUCAGGGUAGCUGUUCAGUGGAGUCGAACCCCCGACCUUCCGAUCAUGGGGUAACCACGCUACCUACUGAGCUAUCCCUGUCCCAUACUGUGUAUCAUACUUCCAGUGGUUACAAAACUAUUUUUACUUUAAUGUCUAUAAUUCCGAGUAACAGAACCAGGUUUUGGUAUCCUGGAGAAAAAGUGAGUUUUGGGUAAACCUUCAGUGGUCAUCUCACCAUGAGGGACAAGUGGAGGAUCAGACCAUGUUAUGGCAUGUAAAGGUUUCAUUUUUCGCUACGUUUUGAUGCCAAGCUCACCUUCCGGAGGUGAUCCCUUCAUAUUAAAAAAAACGUGGCUGAUUUUUAUCAGUUGCACUGGGAAUCUUUUUGCUCUUGUUGAACUGAGAAUCAAAUCCUGUGAGCAGUGAGGAAAAAGAAAGACGACUGUGAAUGUGUGGGGUUGUUUUUUGUUUGUUUGUUUUUUAAUAUUUAUUCUGUAUUUAUGAGGAAUGUUACUUUUUUGUCCAUUUUUUUUCUUGCCUUGUUUUUGCAAACACGUCUGUUGCCGUUGCAGUACUGACUUAAACAGUACUGACUUAAACAGCCUGCAAAAAAAAACUGUUAGUCUAAUUUAUUUCACUUUCCACAUAAAGAUUUAUCUGCAAUUUUGUCAAAAUGCUGAAGCCGCUUUUACGUUUGUUACUGCGACACAUCGAUGUUGAGAAUAAUCCAUUUUACACACUGACGUGCAAAAAAAAACAUUUUAAAAAACGCUGGAGUUUUCUGAUUAUUGUGAACUCUUCUGAAUGCAGUGAGGCCGUCUGCCUCAGGUUUCACCUGAGAUGAAACUAACUCCACAUGUCAGUCGCAUUAUAUGCAGUUUUAUUCUCUAUGCACAGGCCUGGCUCACUUAGUUUUUUUUUUUUGUUUUUUUUUUGGCAGAUGAUACCCUGUUGUAUUUUUAAACACAUUUGAGGACACUGAGGGACUUUAAUGAGUUCUUUCUUUGUGUGAUCCGUGAGGAAAAACACUCAUUUAAUUACAUUCAGUCUCAUCUGUCUCUGUGUUAGUCAGUAGGGGGUUUCUUCCUCUGGUUUUCUGAAGAGAAAAAUCUAUCCCAAAACUCUUAAGUCUCAGUGCUGGGCUGCUUUAUUCUUAUUUUCUGUCAGAGUUGAGGAGUUGAACAGUUAAACCUGCAGUAAUCUGUCACACAAAGCACAGAGAUGUACAGCAGAACUGGCACAAAAUCCCAGAUAUGGUGCACCAUCUAACCUCUUAUUCCGCUUGUUCCGGUGGUUUUAGAGGUUUGGUUUGAUCUAAAAAAGAAGAAUUGCUCCACGACUAUCAGGUCAGCAUGCAUGAUCCCCGUCUCUUAGGAUAGUUAAAACCUCUGAGAAUCUAAUCUGUGUGUCUCGUACUGUGCAUGUGUUAAGCUGCUUUACCCUGCUUACAGGUUAUCUGCAACCUGCUUUGCAACCCACCAAUACUCAAUCUCCUUUUUUUUGUUUUUUUGUUUUUAAACUGCUGUUUCAGAUUUAUUCAGUUUCAGAUCCACAGUCAUAGGUGACAUCACUAGCUGGGUUUAUUUAUAGGCAUAAAUCCUCAAAUCCGCAUACAGCUAACUGGAUGAAAGGCGUUUCUCAAUAACUGAACCCAGCACACUAAAUAUUUUUGGGGAGGGUCCUUCCUUUGUUUAUUGUUCCUGAUAAGCAUCUUUUUCUGGUUGAGUUUUAACUUCUGGCUUCAAGGUGUACUGUGUCGUUUUGAUUGAAGAAGUUCCAACAAUCACAGAAACUUGGUCUGAAAAUCAUUUUUUUGAUGAUGGGUACUCAGAAAUGAUAACUUGUCAAAAACUAAGAAAUUCAAGUUUGUUAAUCUGUAGUUGGAGGGGGGAAAUGUCACCAGUGAGAUUACAGAAGGGCAUCAAGGUACAAAGCUGGAUUUGUACUUACAAACCUACAAAAAUGUUUCAGGCACUGAAACAAAACUUUCAGCUUUGAAUCUGCCAUUUAAUUAUUUUUUUUCUCUUUUGUUUUUCUCAGACUUCACCUCACUGUUGAUAGAAAUUAUCCUACUGAUGCUGAGCUCAUAGCUAGUGGUUGUCUUCAAAGUUUAAGACUGAAAUAACAACCAUCCAUCCAUUUUCUUCUGUUUAUCCUUGUCAGGGUCACUUAUGUGCUCUACCCUGUGACCCCAGCUUGAUUCAUUCAUAUAAGCACUUUUAUUCUGUGCUUUCUUAAGCAUAGUUUUCAUUCAUCAUCCCAUGGAUUUGUUGGAGAGUAGCUUGGGGUUGGUAUCCUGCCCAAGGAUAUUUGGUGUCUAGACUGGAGCAGCCAGGGAACCAACAACUUUACAAUUAUAAGAUGACCUGCUCUACUUCCUGACAUACAAAUCUAAAUCUUCUAAAUUUAGCUCAGGCAUUCAUGAAUCCAGAUGAUGUUUGUAACCUUCUCACUUGUUCUGAAGUUUAUAAGUUUUAACUCAUAAUGAGAGGUAUCUGCAACAACCAAUCCGUCAGAUGUAUUUGUGGCUUCCAGAGGGUGGGUUACUGUAACUCUGAUGUCCUUUCUAUUCAGCCCCUCACAGAAAAUUGUACAAAUCAUUUUUGGUGUUUGUGGGUUUUUGUCCUGUUAAUUUUUGACAUCAGCUUUAUUUGUUAAUGUUUGCAAGGUUUGCUGCUAUAGUAACAACAACAGACGAGCUCAGUCUCACUCACUUUUUGCUUACUUGACAACUUUGGGUUUGAAUUCAAAGAAAGUUAAGGCAUCCUUCCCUGUGUGGCCACACUUUGAGAAAUGUAGAAUUCGUUUUCUAAUCACUUUAAUGUUUUUUGUUUAAUAUGUCAGUUAUGUAGAACUGAACACCUCCAGUUUAACUGAAUUUCCAUCAGCUUCAGCUGUGCUUUGUAUUAAGUGCUAGUUUUCAACUAUUACCAUGUAAACAGACUGAACUCAGAGGGUAAGCAUACCUGUUGCCUGUCAGACUACGGGCUGAACCCGAGCCUCACUUGAAUUGUUUAUACAGGCUGACAAACUUUGAAUUUCUUCAGAGGUUUUUCAGUUUCACUGCAUCAUUUCACAAGCUGCCAGUCUUCAAUAAAGGGAACCUUUUAUUCCUCUCACUGUAUGUCAUAUACAUGUACUGUUAGAAGCUAUUUUACUGGCUAAAAUGACAGAGUAGUGUCAUUUAUGACCCCAUUAUUUAAGGUUACUCUCCUGAUCUUUUAGGAGACUAUAAACUUUGCAUCAGUACCAGAUAAUAGAAACUCAUGAAAUGGACAGACUUGUUUUAAAUGGCUCUGUCUGUGUUUAUCGUACCUAUACUAUUUCCCUAUCUAUGACGUAUUCUAAGAUAUGUCUUAGAACUGAAGAAGCUUCUCUGAUGAGAGGUGGUAGUCAUUUGUUUUAGUUUUCGAUCAUUUUUGUGCAAAAAGGAGUCGACUGGACUCAUUCCUACAUCAGCUGAGCUAUCAGUUUGGGCAUUAAAUGUCUGUCUCAGGGCUUCUGCAGCAGUAAAUCUUUGCAUUAUAGCUGUGUUAGCCGUGGUUCACUACAAAACAUCACAAUGAUUCAUUCCCACUUUUAAGCACAACACAGGGAUUAGAAAUGGGAAUUUACCUGUAAUGUCUAAAAACAUAAAUAUAUUUCCUCACAACUUUCCAUGAUCUUUACCACACACAUGGGCAAAUUAUAUUACAGAAAACUAUGAAAGGUUUUCAAAGAAGGAAACUGACAAAUUGUUGGGGAAACAUUUUUAAGAUUAAAAAAAAAAACAGCAGUAAAUAUAAGUGUUUAGUUGAGGUCAUAAAAAUUGGAUGAAAGCAGAUUGUUUUGAGUAUGAAGGGAAAGACUGAACGAAAAAAAAAGAGAAAAGAAUGAUUUCGAUCUUCGAGUCAUGCAAAGCUACUCUAUCAGAACCCAAUCAUCAAAAUAUGGAAAUAAGCAUAAGUGGACGCCUUUAAACUUCCGUAACUUCCUAAGCUAAUUCACUCUCUCCAAAAAAAAAAGCUGUUCAGAAUGUGAAAUUUAAAUAAAGAGAAUCCCAUCAUUUGCAACGGUUUGUAUCUUUAUUUAAACAAAAGUAAUACAAAGACAACAUAUCAAAUCUUUUUUUAAUAAACCUUAGAUUUUAUUUCAGCAACAUGUUCCACAAAAGUCAAACCCAACUGCAGAAACAUCCCACAGCUCGUUAAAUGUAUUAAUGACAUGAUUCCCAAAGAAAAUGAGGGUUUAAAAAGUAAAUAUGAGGAAGCUUUCACCACUGAAAGGAUGUGUGAGCAGAGUUUCAAAGUUUUUCUCAAUGUAAAAUUUCUUUUUCCAACUAAAAACAAGGGUGUCACCUCCUGUGUGAUCUCAUUUUAUGCCCCUCCCCUUUUUUAAAGAUAUAUUGUCUGAUUUUUGCAUUUUACUCUCUUUUGAAACAUUUGAAUUAACCACAGCUGAAGUUAAAAGGCUGUGAGUGAUUCUUUUCUUUUUCUUUUGGUUGUCUCAUGUGAAAACCCGGCCUGCACUGCACAGAAGUCAGAUUUUACUGUAGCCUUGUGUGACGACAACACUUGAACUAAACACAAUCAGCCACAGCCUGAAAACCAGCUGAAUGUUUGCUAUGACAUCAAGGAAGGACUUUAAAAGUGUGUGUUGGCAAUAAAAGAAAAAAAAUCAAAGUG